AUGGCCUCGUCUUACCUACAUGAGCCGGAUUCUGACGCUGUCUCCACAUUCUGCGAUGCUAUUAGAAUGAAGCCUGGUUGGCCGUUCAAGUUGCUCGAUGAAUCCAAAGGUCUUGCGACGAAAUGGGCGAUGGAAGCGCAACUUCUGCACAACGAAGAAGCGAUGAAUGAUGAGUCCCUUUUGGUCGUGCAAGCAAUACGUGAUCUCAAGGCGGAAGCAAGCCGAAUCGUGGCCUUGGAUCAUUCGCCGCAGCUUUUGCAGGCAAGUGUUCAUGCGGAGGAGGGACAUCGGGACAUUCCUUUCGAAAAGAUAGAUCAAGAUGUUACCGACACGCUGAAGUUCGUGAGGUCAUCUAAGUACUCCAUUGUUCAGCCCAAGUUAAGGGAAGAGGUUGGGGUGUUUGUGACAGACAACAUCGUUCCAAGAUCAUUGCACUCCGAGCUUGUGCACGAGUUAGAUCUCAUCGCUCAAAAAGAGCCCAGAGAUAUUCACCCUGGGAGUGGAGGCAAAGUCCAAGAUCUGAUCCAUCCAUCCUUGUAUCCAUACAUGGGUGGCAUCUCGCCUGUCAAUCCAGGAGUCACUCUCCCUCGUCUGGAACAAGGAGAAUUCAGAACAGCGCAGUUCACGACGCACGGCUUCGAGUUCGCAUCGCGCUACGCCUGGAUUCCCUCCGUUUUUCAUGUUUCGGACGACGGACAGGACGUUCAUAUCGAAUCAUAUAUCAACGGCUUGGGACCUCGGGAACGUCAUCCCGGCCUGUACCGACUUAUUGAGAAAGUGUUCCUGGUAGUGCUUCCGCAACUCGAACGCACUACAGAAUGGGACUAUUCGUAUGAGGAGUCUGCUUCUGAACAACGGUGGAUAGAGCGUUGGAAUGCGCGGGAAGGGACUACCCGUGCUGACUGGCUUGCUCUCCUUGAUUCUCAAACGAAAGCCAAGGAGGAUCAAGCAACCAUAGAGGAACAACGCGACAAUGACAGGGCUAAGCAGCUCCAACACGAACUUGACAAUAUCACAGACUUCCACGGCUUGGACGAUUCCGUCGCUGCCGUACCCGCGAACUAUAGAGGCAAACGCCUCAAGGUCAUCGUGAAGGCCGCAAACUACGUGUUGCAGUCCGGUCAGGAAUACGUUGGGACCUGGCAUAUGGAGGGGAUGCCUCAUGAACAAAUUGUUGCCUCCGCUAUAUAUUAUUACCAAGCCGACCCCGAGAUUACGGACCAAGGGCUUUCCUUCCGGCGUCGAAGGGCGGAGGAAGAUUUCCCCAACAUGGAAGAUUAUAGACACGAGCACUUUGAUAUCAACUUUACCGAUGAGGACGAAGAGGAAGAAGACGACUUUGAUGUAGAUGACGAUAAGUCCGAGAGGGACUAUCCGAGCGACUGGGAAUACACAGAGUAUGAUGGAGUACGGAGGCCGUGGACGACAACCGGUCUACGGAACUACAUUGACCUCGGUACUGUGCAGGCCACCGGUGUGUCGAGCAGAUCAAACCAUCCAACAGGAAGAAUCAUCACAUUUCCUAACUGGAUCCAACACAAAGUUGCAGGGAUUUCGCAUUCUUCCGCUGAUCCCUCUGCUCCGCUGGCGUCCAGGAAAAUUCUCUGUUUCUUCCUGGUAGAUGACGAGGCAAGCGAAGGCGGCAGAUUAGAGUAUCGAGGUUACUCCACCGAUGGCUUAGAGGAUAUGAACGUUCUGUCCACUUCUGACGUGCCCUGGCAAGCGCGCCCUUGCAACAUCCGGACUUUACACUCCCUGCUUCUGCUUUCCUUCAAGCGCUCGAUAGGCAAAGAAAUUCCUGCAGAACUGCGCAAUUAUAUAGUGGGCAUGGCAACCGAGGGAACGAUAACCAGAGAGGAAGCGGAGAAGCGGAGAAGGGAAUUGAUGGAAGAUAGGAAAUUCACCCCAACCGCUUCAUCCCAUCGGUUCUGGCUUGACAGCGGGGCUUAUUCCCUCUGUGAGCAUUGA
Pleurotus ostreatus (oyster mushroom) is the source of this 1968-nucleotide messenger RNA. RefSeq lists its product as uncharacterized. The record is from RefSeq and is a predicted model, not a curated record. Bases 1 to 1968 code for a protein of 655 amino acids. Lineage: Eukaryota; Fungi; Basidiomycota; Agaricomycetes; Agaricales; Pleurotaceae. The transcript has 12 exons.